CGCCGCCCUCCCGUGCAGCGCCCUCCGGGCUCGGGGGCCUCGUGCGGGGCAGCGCCUCAUGCUCGCGGUGCCGUGGUUUGACGCGGGUGCGGGCGGCGGUGCCCGCUGUGCUCUGGGGUGAGGCUGACGGUGGCAGGUGUUCCCCAGCCCGUCCCCAAGCCGGGACAGCGGCCGCUCCGGUGCGGAGCCCCGUCCCGCCGGCAGCUCCCGAGUGACGGGGCUGCGGGGAGCGGGGCAAGGAGCUGCCCUCCCGGGCUCGCCGCUAAGAGCCUGAUGGUUGCUCCCGAAGCCCAGAGCCCGAAAGCCGGCCAGCCCCCGCUGCGAGCUCCCGGGGCGGGGCGGAGCGGCUGCUGCGGGAAACGAAACCGAAACGGAGCUCGCAGCCAUCUUGGCCGUGCCCCGCUGCCUCUCGGCCGGGACGCGUUCUGCGGCUCGGCGUUUCUUUUUUUCCCUGUGUUUUCUCAUAAAAUAGUUUGGCGUGCGGAUGAGAUUGAGGUCACAUAGUAUCCAGGGAGGAAAAGACACUUGGCGUUUCAGACUGUUUUGGCCAUGAAUCUGAAAAUAAUUGCAAGCCUGUUGCAGCUCUGUUCUGUGUGACCAUGCAAGUUGCUUCAGCUCACCUCCUUGUAGUCCUUUACCUCCUCAUGCCCCCAUUUCUCAGGUUGCAAAGUAGGUCUGAGAUUCUUCUGUCCCUUGAGGCAGUGGAGCUUGCUGUGUUUCAGGAGUGCAUCCUGAGCAGGCCACCCUGCCCCGUGCUGGAAUCAAGCCUAACAGGAGCAGUGUCAAAGCUGCUUCUUGGGAUUGACUUCACUGCAGUUUGGGGCUGCUGGUUCUCUGCUGGGCAGCCAGAGUUUGUGGUUUUAGACUAAUUUAGGCUCCUAGAGAAGUAGAAAAACAAUUGACGAGUGAGAAGAUGCUCGAAGCGCCUCAGUAGCUGGGAAGCUGUUUAAACUGCAUUUCUGGAACGCUGUCGUUGUGAAAAGAUGUCCUGAGCUCCUGUGUUUUUUCUCCUCAGGGCGGGAGAGUGUGGAGUGAGUGGCAGCUCCUGUCCUGGCUCAGCAGCAGCCUGGCUCCCCCGCGUGUCCCAGGAGUGCGCUAUGCUCAGAGGCGCUGGGCGAGGCAGAGGCUCCUAUCUCACCCGGCCAAGGCAUAACUGCCCCAGCACUAACCGAGGUCCUUUUAACCACCCUCGUACCCCACAAGAAACUAAUCGGGAAACCUUUUUACACCAGCAGCUGGUGACAGAGCAGGACGCUGAGGUCUCUGUGUUGCAGGGACAGGGAUCGCACAAGGAGUGGCGCACCAGAGGCGGGCGAGCUGCGGCACCGGCUCCUGCAGGCAGAGGUCAGCCCAGGGCUGCAGCCCGUAGCUUCUCCAGCCAGUAUCCCACUCUGCCUCGGUACUGCCCUCCGCAGCACCACCGGCAGGAGAACUCCAGGAGGGAUUCUGACGCUGUGAGGUUGAAUUUCCAAAGACUGUCUCUUGCUGGGCAAGACUAUGAACAAGAAAUUCUGAGUGUUUUCAGGCAGCUUGGGGAGGGGAGGACUUGCACGGCUCAUGAGCUGGCACGUAAACUUAAAACUCAAAAGAAAGAGGUCAACCGUGUUUUGUAUAAACUCCUCAGAGAAGGCAAGUUGCACAAAGAGGGGGAGACACCACCACUGUGGAGAAUUGCCAGCCCUAGUUCAGGGAGAGAAAGAAGCCCUACUGACCACAGUGCCAGUUGCACAGAUCCAGCAAAUUUUGAGAGCAGAGGAGGAGAGCGGAGCGCAUUUGGCUUGGGAGACACAGAGAUGGCUGAGACAAAGGAGAAAAUCUGCAACUACUUGUUCAGUGUGGUGGAAACAACAGCUCUCAAUCUUGCCAAGAACAUUGGGUUUUCGAGAGCCAAGGAUGUUAAUGCAUUUCUUAGCGCUCUGGAAAAGCUGGGGGAUGUCCACAAGCAGAAUGCAACUCCACCACGGUGGUCCCUGACAAACAGGAAACGUGAGAGGAUGCAGAUGAGGCUGAAGGCCAGCACAAUAAUGCAGAUGGCAGAUGCCACACCUCCUGAGUCAGGUCUUCCCUCUUCCAUUGUCCCUCCAUGUCCCCCAGAGGUCACUGCAGCUUUGCCAGCAACGGUGAAAGAAGAAAGUGCAGAAAAUGGGCAGCAGCCUUUGGGGCAGGCUGGUCAGGGCAGUGGCAGUGACACAGAAGCAGAUGCACCUGAGGACACUAAGCCUGACUUCUCCAGUUUGAGUAGUUAUGAUAACUCAGAAAACAGCAAGUGGACCACAGAUGAAAUCCCAGAUAAUCUAAAUGCUAUCAACAAGCAGCCUGAUAAUUCAGAAAGCAUCAUGAAUCCUCAGUCUUCCCCCAGUUGUGCUGCCCAGUUUGAAACUGCUUUCCCAUGUACACCUGUAGAGAAACUGAUAGCUUGUCAGGAGAAGAACCCAGUGAGUGGCCUUACUGAAUAUUCCCAGUACACAUACCAACACUGUGAUUUCAUCAUGCUGGAGCAGAAUGGACCCUCUCAUGAGCCACGGUUUAAGUUCCAGGCAGUGAUCAACGGGCGCCCAUUCCCACCAGCAGAAGCAGGGAGCAAAAAAUUGGCUAAGCAGGAGGCAGCAGCUAAUGCCAUGAAGGUCCUGAUGAGUGAAGUGGAGAAUGGAAGGCAAGGUGGAAUUAAGUGUGAGGAGCCAUUUCCCUCCAACAGCUCAGAACCAGAACUGCCUUUGCAGCUGGAGCCAGAGGUGUCAUCUGCAGCAGCUCACCUCAACCUGCUUCCUGGGAAGCACCCUAUCAGCAUAUUAAUGGAGUAUGGUCAAAAAUCAGGGAACAUAAUUGAAUUCCAGCUGCUCUCUCAGGAAGGCCCACCUCAUGAUCCCAGGUUCAGCUACUGUGUGAAAAUGGGUGACCAAAUUUUCCCUGCUGUGGUAGGAAACAGCAAGAAGGGAGCAAAGCAAAUGGCAGCAGAAGUUGCUGUGAAGAUCCUUUCUGGAGAGUCUGUACCCCAUGUCUUGCCUGAACAGCCUGUUGUGAAGCCCCUCAGUGACCAGUCCAUGCACAAUACUGCCACUCCAGAUGAAUCCAAAGUGGUGAAAACGAAGGGUGUUGGGGAGCUCAUCAAAUACCUGAACGUCAAUCCUGUCAGUGGCCUGCUGGAAUAUGCCCGUUCCAAUGGGUUUGCUGCAGAGUUCAAACUCAUUGACCAGUCAGGACCUCCCCAUGACCCCAAGUUUGUCUAUCAGGCGAAGGUUGGAGGCCGCUGGUUCCCAGCUGUAACUGCACACAACAAAAAGCAGGGCAAGCAGGAGGCAGCUGAUGCAGCACUCCGAGUCCUCAUUGGGGAAUCAGAGAAAACCGAGCGCAUGGAAGGGAUGAGCAUCGCCGAGCUCCCUGUGAGUGGCAGCACCCUGCACGACCAGCUGGCCAUGCUGAGCCACCAGCGCUUCAACUCCCUCACGGCUCGCCUCCAGCACAGCCUGCUGGGCCGCAAGAUCCUGGCUGCCAUCAUCAUGAGGAGAGGAGAUAAGGGCCUGGGAGUGGUGGUCAGCAUCGGAACAGGUAAUCGCUGUGUGAAAGGAGAAGAGCUGAGCUUGAAGGGGGAGACAGUAAAUGACUGCCAUGCAGAAAUCAUUUCUCGAAGAGGCUUUGUGAGGUUUCUUUACAGUGAACUGAUGAAGUAUGACCCAUCCAAUCCUUCCUCUGCAGAAGAGAGCAUUUUUGAGCAAGCAGGAGGAAAGAAACUCAAAAUAAAGAGCAGUGUUACCUUCCACCUCUACGUCAGCACAGCACCGUGUGGGGACGGAGCACUCUUUGAUAAAUCCUGCAGUGAUCAGGCAAACGAGAUGGGACAAGCCCAACAUCAGCCUCUCUUUGAGAACCCCAAGCAAGGCAAGCUGCGGACCAAGGUGGAGAACGGGGAAGGUACCAUUCCUGUGGAGUCAAGUGACAUUGUGCCCACGUGGGACGGGAUCCAGCACGGGGAGCGGUUACGAACCAUGUCCUGCAGUGACAAAAUCUUACGCUGGAAUAUUCUUGGCUUGCAAGGAGCAUUGCUGUCCCACUUCCUGGAGCCAGUUUACCUCCACUCUGUCACACUCGGUUACUUGUACAGUCAGGGUCACUUGACCCGUGCCAUCUGCUGCCGCAUGGAGAGGGAUGGGAGCACACUGAAGGAAAAGCUCCAGGCUCCCUAUCACAUUAACCACCCUGAGGUUGGGCGAGUCAGCGUGUAUGACUCUGCAAGGCAGACGGGCAAGACCAAGGAGUCAUCAGUGAACUGGUGUCUUGCUGAUGAAAGCGAAGUUGAAAUCUUGGAUGGCACCAAAGGGAAAGUAGAUGGUGUGAAGCUGGAGGUGUCUCGUGUGUCCAAGAGGAAAAUGUUCACCCUGUUCCAGCAGCUCUGUGCAAAGAACAACCGCAGAGACCUGCAGGGCUUCUCUGUGUACUCGGAUGCCAAGAAGGCAGCCACAGCUUACCAGGCAGCCAAGCAGAGCUUCUUCAGCACGCUGCAAGAGCUGGGCUACGGCAGCUGGAUCCGCAAACCCCAGGAGGAAGAAAAUUUCUCUGUCCUUGAUGUGUGAGGAAGCACUCUGCAAGGACUGGGGGGUGCACAGGCUGUGCAUGGCUGUGCUCAUCCCUCUUUCACCACAUUUUUGGAAGUGGGAUCAGGACUGUGCAGUGGUUUCUUCAUAGGCCUGGCUGCCUUGUCACUGUCACCCAGACCCUGUGUUUUUAAAAUGUGCAUGUAAAUGAUUCUCCUGUUUUUUUAAAGCAAGGGCAGGCUCAGUCCCUAUUUGCUUUUUUAUAGUUUUGUCCCCCCUCCUUUAUUGUUUUUUAAGGAAGGUACAAGAAACCGGAGGAAUUUUCAAGACUGUGAGCUUGAAACCUUUGGACCAUGUACUGCAAAUCCCUCUGGCAGGUUUUGAAGCAAAUUUUCUCCUUUGAGAUUAAAAAAAAAAAAAUCAGGCU
This is a messenger RNA of Passer domesticus (house sparrow), 4956 nucleotides long. It is a transcript of the gene ADAR, whose product is annotated as adenosine deaminase RNA specific. Gene Ontology annotation, molecular function: double-stranded RNA adenosine deaminase activity; tRNA-specific adenosine deaminase activity; double-stranded RNA binding. Gene Ontology annotation, cellular component: cytoplasm; nucleolus. The coding region runs from base 1098 to 4568 and encodes 1156 amino acids. Gene Ontology annotation, biological process: adenosine to inosine editing; RNA processing. Lineage: Eukaryota; Metazoa; Chordata; Aves; Passeriformes; Passeridae. The record is from RefSeq and is a predicted model, not a curated record. The transcript is spliced from 15 exons.